UUGUUAUAAUUCCAAAAGAGAAGACAGCUCUUUUCACCCAGUGUCGUGGGAGCCACCCCUUCCUUCUCCUUCUUACUAUUUUUCCUUCAUCUCUUCCUCUUUCCUCUUUCCUCUGUUUGUGCUUCUACCCUCCCUCUCUAAUGAUCAUACCUUCUCCCUUGCCUGUGCUUGUACCAUUAUCGAGGCGUUGUUCUUCUUUGAUAGAAAUAUAUACUCAUAUAUAGUGAUCAAGAAAUUAACAAGCAGAGGGAGCACAGUUGCUGUAUACUACUGCUACUACCUCACUAUACACCAUUUCUUGCUCUGCUCUGCUCUGCUCUGUUCUGUUCUGUUCUGUUCUGGUUGGUUCUUGGCUAAUGGCGGGUCAUCAUCAGCGGCAGGUUCAGUUGGGUGGUGGCGGUGCUGACACGACUUUCACUAAGAUCUUUGUUGGCGGGCUUGCUUGGGAGACUCAGCGUGACACCAUGCGUCGCUAUUUUGAGCAGUUUGGCGAGAUCCUUGAGGCCGUUGUCAUCACUGAUAAGCACAGUGGCCGUUCCAAGGGCUAUGGCUUUGUGACGUUUAAGGACCCGGACUCGGCUAUGAGGGCUUGCCAGGACCCUACACCGGUGAUCGAUGGAAGGCGAGCUAACUGCAACCUCGCCGCACUCGGUGCUGCUUCUCACCGACCUCGGGCACCAAACCCUCAUUAUGGACGUUUCCGACCUGCAUUUGUUCCAGCUGCAACAUCCUCUCCUUAUUAUGGAUCUUCUUCAACCACCUCGUCUGCGUUUUAUCAUCAGCCUGCUCAAUAUGCAAUUCCAUAUUCUGUCUACGGGUACUCUUCUGGAGGGUAUUCACAGGAGGGUGUGUAUCCAAUGGGGUAUUACGGAGUGUACAGCAACCAGCAGCAGCAGCAGCACCACCACCACCACCACCAGCAGCAGGUCCAGCACCAUUACCAGUUCUCUCCAUACUACAGUGCUGGAUCAGGGCUUUAUCAGAACAUGUACUCUUACUACCCCCAGUACACUCAGACUGGCCAGGUUCAGUCUGGUUUCACUCUGCAUUAUCCUCAAGUGCUGCAAUACCCGUAUGGUCAGCAGCAUUAUGCCUCUGGCGCACUCCCUUUACCUGUGUCCAUUGCCACAGCCACUGCUGGAGUUAACCCUGUGGCAAUCGUGGGGCCGAGCUCUUCCCAGCAGCCACCCGGAGCCACUGCUGCCGAACCGAAAUCAUCAGCUUAAGCUAGAAACAAUAUUAUUUACAUUUAGUUCUUUCAUUCAUGCAUUUCUGAUACCAUUCACUAACACUGAUAAUUAGUGCACUGACAUCAAGGGAAGAAUGAAGGAGAUAUUGAGAUCCAUUCUUCUCUCACCAUCUCAUUCAUCAACUGAUCCAUUGUACAAGCAUUGUGCAGGGGUGGGGAUCCCCUGUUUGCUUGGCUAACUCUCAUGUUUUUCUUCUUCAUUAUAGCCAUUGCAUUGCCAUUACUGAUCCUGGUUAUUGCUUUGCUAUAUUUGAGGCAUAAUACCAUGACAGGUAUCUUCUCAGCAAGGAGGACCAAGUUUUUUUAUAUACAUUUAUAUGAAAAAAAAAAUUCAUAGGCAAUGUUGUUGACCAGAGAGGCAGGACGGCAAAGUUUAUCAAUUGCAUCCAGCCUGUUGACACUUUUUUAUCAACUCAUGGACUUUGGUUUCCAUUAAUUGUUACAAUGGUGCCUGGUUCUUCUUUGAGAGACCACAGGGAUGGCUCUACUCAUUCAUUGCAUUGAAGCUUUUUAAUAAUUUCCCUUUUUCUUUUUGUUACUUCAUUAUUAUUCAAGCUUGUACUUACUAACAUUUGUAAUGUAGAAUUUUAUUUUUAGUUAAUGACAUUCAUGCAUUAAAUCUC
Messenger RNA from Dioscorea cayenensis subsp. rotundata (Guinea yam), 1872 nucleotides. Its product is annotated as RNA-binding protein 24-like. Bases 357 to 1226 code for a protein of 289 amino acids. Gene Ontology annotation, molecular function: RNA binding. The transcript is spliced from 6 exons. The record is from RefSeq and is a predicted model, not a curated record. Lineage: Eukaryota; Viridiplantae; Streptophyta; Magnoliopsida; Dioscoreales; Dioscoreaceae.